GCAAGUACGACAACGCAGAUAUAUUACUCCUUACAGAGGAAGAGCAUGCUAUAUGGGCAGCUAAUAAUAAUGACCCGAAGCUCAUUAUUAUUUGAGACCACAAAUUCUUGGAGCGACGACCAUAUCAGAUGCUGCAAAAGUGGUUCAAGGAGAUGGAGACAGAGGCUCAAAUCUCUACAAAGCCAAUGCAAAUCGAUGUCCAGAUACUUAAUAAAGAUACAAGCAGACAAGCUGUUGAAAAUUUAAAGAUACAGGACGCGUUUACCUUAUGGAAGAAUGCAGAGGCUUCUCUAGAAGUUUGCAUACAAAAUCCGCCUGUUAAUUUUCUUAAUAUUGCAGACUGUGGGUAUGGAUGCUGGCCUGCAGGUGUCACCAAACACUACAGCUAUCUACGGAAGGUUGUUCGCUACUGUGAAUCAUUAAAAUAUAAUGAGAUCAACGUGGGAAAGCCAACAUUUCUACCAGUCUGCCCAGUGGAUAUCCAGCAAUGUAUGGGGUUUUCAAUUGUCGCCCAGCGAGGGGCAGCCUCGGGCUGGCAUAAGGAUCAGAACGGAGUUUCUACCAUGUUAACACUUGAGGGACACAAUGACAACAGCAAGCCAGAAGACGUCGUUAAAUACUGGCCAGUGUUUCCAAUUAACCGCUUUGGGCCAGAAGAGCAGGAGGCAUUUCGGAAUGGCUUCAUGGAGCAUGGUGAGAACUGGCGAUCAGAACUACAAGGGCCACAAAUACCAGUCAUUGCACUAGUGUGUGGGGAUACUCUUAUUCAACCACCUGGUACUAUACAUGCCCCUAUAACCCUCACUGAUUGCAUUUUUACUGGUACAAUGGUUUGGCGAGAACAAGAUUUGAAACUUUCUUUGACAGAAUGGCUUUUCCUCACAAACAAUGGCAGUUGUACAAACGAAUCUUUACCGCAGCAAACUCCAGAAAUCUUACAAUACUUACCAGAGGUAAAACUUGAGCUGGAAAAGUUUGGGUAUGCGGUUGAAGAGCUCCCACUGCUCGACUUCUAGAUCUUGCACGAAGGAUGCAGGUGCUCUACCACCUGUGGCAAGAGGUGUGGCUGUGUUAAGAAAGGAGUUUCUUGCAGCCUAGAAUGCCACAAGGGACUUGGAAGGGAUUGGGUGUGCUGCUUAUCUUUUUUAGCUACCGAAGAGGAGGCAUAAACCAUGUUCAGGGGAGAUUGGGGGAUGGUUUGGUGUGCGAGCUUUCAUUUUGGCAUUUGAUUCGGGGCCCCCUUUUUAAGGGGCCCUCUAUAAUUAGGGGCUGUCGGGGUAUUUUGCUCUGAAUAUAUAUACCUAAUAACUUUUUAGUUACAUUACGGCAGUGUUACGGCUAAGUGCUAGUGCUAUGGCUAGCACUUACAGCUGCAACCUCACGUGAUGGAUAACAUUGGAUAUCAUGGAUAUUAGAUAACAUUGGAUAUCUUGGAUAUUAUGUUAUCCAUGUUAUCCACAGAUAUCCCUUUGGCACGACGCCACUAUAUAAGUAG
Pseudogymnoascus destructans is the source of this 1495-nucleotide messenger RNA. RefSeq lists its product as uncharacterized. The coding region runs from base 129 to 1016 and encodes 295 amino acids. The transcript has a single exon. The record is from RefSeq and is a predicted model, not a curated record. Lineage: Eukaryota; Fungi; Ascomycota; Leotiomycetes; Thelebolales; Thelebolaceae.